ACGCGUCGGGCAGCCCGCCGCCUUGGCAGUAGUCCCGGACUGCGGGAAUGCCUGCCAGACACGAGUAGCCAGCCUAGAUAAACGAUGCGCUCUCCGUUUCUACUCUGUAUCGCCGCCGCGCCAGAUAAGAUAGACAUUGUAAUAAACUCGAAUGUUGUCGAAGGAGAUAAACUGCUGAUUUCGGUCGAUCGAUAAUCGACGGACGAUAGUGUGUGGAUUUCCUUUCGGCGACGUCGCAUUUGGCGAUUGCCCUCGGCUAACUUUGAAUUAAAAAAUGUCGAGUGCAGGGAAGGGCUAGCGAGAUGUUCGGCAUGUUCACCGAUAAGUCGACGAUCCGGCCGAUGAAGAGUAUCGGUGGCAACUGUUACGCGGGCCGGCAGAGCUCUGUGGUGGGUUUGGUGCCGACGCAGCAGGAGGCAAUGGUGGCAGGGCCCCACUGCUACAGCCAGCAGCACCAGCACCAACACCAACAGCAGCACCAGCAGCCGCCGCAUUUCUGGAAGUACAACGCCGGCAGCGGCCGCGAGAGCGGGUAUGGGUCGGAUGAAUUCGGCCAUGACUCCCCACGAUACACCUCACCGAAGGCAGGAGGGCUAUAUGGCGGAGAGCCAUACUACCUUGAUGGUGCAAGUGGUGGUACUGGUGAUCCAUGGACAGGUGGUGGUCAGCUGCAAACCGGCCACUAUUCUGCAUACAGUUCUCCAGCUAUCCUGUCAGGAGCACCACCGUCUACACAUUUGUCACAGUCUACCUUUCCUCCACCACCAAUCCAUCUUGCUCAUGAUGCCAUGGCUUACGGAGCUAUGUCGCCAGGUGGCGUUACGAGCUCUCAGCAAGAUAAUUCCCUCCUCGGUACUCAGUCUGCCACAAGUCUUCCGCCAAUGUCAAGUUUUCGUGGUGGUGGAGGGCAAGGUCCAGGUCCAGGUGCUGGGACAACCCCCACCACAGCGGGCACUGCUGUGGGAGUUCCUACUUCAAGCCCUGCAACUGCUGCUCUCUAUGUUAGCCCACAGCCAACUACACCAGGGGACACACUUGGCAAAGCAUUGGCAUCAAUAUAUCCCACAGACCAAAGUGUGAGCAGUUACAGUUCAAAUCCCUCAACACCUGUUAGCUCACCUCCUCCACUAACAGGUGGUAGUGGUGGUCAGGCGUGGCCUCCAAGUAAUGCUGGUCCUCACCCCAGCACUCCCACAUCACCGCAUUAUGCAGCAGAUCGCACUUUACAUAUGCAGGCUGCCCCUGAACAACAGAGGCUAGAUGCAGCAAUAGGUUUUCUUCGAGAUCAUGCUGAGGGCACACGGAUGGAGGAGAGAUUAGAUGAUGCGAUUAAUGUACUUCGCAACCAUGCAGAGAGCCAAGCUUUGGGGCUGCAUGCUGUUGCAUCAUCUACAUUGCAGACACAUUCCAAUGGACUACUUAGUUCUUAUCAUCACACCCAGGCAGCUAUUGAGUCACAUCUGCCCAGUCCUCACCCAGGCACUCCAGGAUCAACAGUUGGUGCAACUCAGAGCUCGUAUCCUGGUCUUGCACCUACACCUGACACAGAUGGACCAAUUAAAAUAGAAAGGCUGUCUGGAGCAACAUCCAAAAAGCGCAAGGAACCUCCUGGAGCAAGCUCUGACACCAAACCUAGCAGCAGUGAACUGGGAAGUAGCCAGACCAGUACAGGUCCUAAUACAGCUGUGCAAGCAAACUCAACUUCUGGCCAAAAGGGAUCCAAACGUUCAAGGAGAUAUGCGGAUGAAGAUUGUGAAGACCCAAACACAAAGGCAGUUCGUGAAAAAGAACGUCGACAGGCCAAUAAUGUUCGUGAGAGGAUACGUAUCCGGGACAUAAAUGAAGCUCUUAAGGAGUUGGGACGGAUGUGCAUGACACAUCUGAAGACCGACAAACCACAGACAAAAUUGGGCAUCCUCAAUAUGGCAGUUGAAGUGAUAAUGAAUCUUGAGCAGCAAGUACGAGAACGAAAUCUGAAUCCCAAGGCUGCAUGUCUGAAAAGAAGAGAAGAAGAAAAGGCUGAGGAUGGGCCCAAGCUGUCGAGUCACCAUUUGGGUCAUCCCGGACCCCAUUUAACGCAGACGUCAUUCCCUACUAUGCCUGGCCCACCUCUUCCACACAACCCAACCCAGCCGCAGUAGCAGAGGUGGAUGCUGAAGGGUUUGCACUAUGAUUUUGGUUGAAGCACAUCUCUUUCACACGUUAUGAUAUGUGAAUUUUUUCUGAAGCUGUCAGAGUGAGAUGGUGCUCAGUCUUUGUGAAUUACGUGUGCAAACUGAAAAAGCUUCAUGUUUAGUUUAAUAAAUGUGAAGUAAUAUGUGCGCAACUAUCACAGAAAUAUACUGUAUUAACCUCCAUAUCAUUGGUUGGAAGACAGCUAAAAUCGUUUAUUGAACCUGAAAAAGAGUAGUAGUUUUUAAAAGACUUUGUGAUGGUCCUAAUUAAAGAAAAGAGAAGACUUUUGAAGACUUAAGACACUAUGAGCAGUAACCUGCAGUUGCAGAGCAGUGCUUUGCAUGCUUUAUUUUUUAAGAAAAGUGAUGGAUGACAUGCAUCUCUAUGUUUGUAUGUGUAUGUAAAGCAUACAGCCAAACAUCCUUUUGUGGAUGUAGGUACCCCGAGUGAAAGCAGUUAUAUUAAGGCCAGUAAGCAAGUCGUAGCAAGACCAGAACAUUUUCCAUCAGGCAUGUAACAUUUGUUAUGUACCAGUAAUUAUGACCAAACACAUGAGAUUUGUUUGCCUAUAUAUUUUUUUUUAUUUUUCCCAUUACAUGAAUAAUUGCUGAUAUGCUAGUACUUGUUCAGUAUGAUGAACAUUCACAGUGCAACAUAGGGCCCAGACAGAUGUAGACAGCUUUGCCUUAUCGGUAAAUAUACAGUUGUAGACAUAGAGCAGAGCGUGAACAUGUGUGUGCUAAAAUUUUGUUACAUAUAAAAUACACUGAAGUAGUGAUAUUUAUGAAUUAAAUAGUUUUAUUCUUUUUGACUAAGUUAAAUAUUGUGCAUUACUUUUGCUAAAUAGUAUUAUUAUUAUUAUUAUUAUUAUUAUAUUACUAUUAUUAUUAUUAUUAUUAUUAUUAUUAUUAUUAUUAUUAUUAUUAUUGUAUCAUCACUGUUAUCAUAGCAGAAGUGUCAACCUUUCUUUAUAUGAAUCGGAAGUUCACCAGAGUGUGUUGCUACAAAAUACAUAAUGCAACAAAUGUCUACUUCUCGGUGACAGUAUUUUCUUUUAAAAGUUUGUUCUAAAAAGAUGUGGAAUUUGUACACUUUUGUGGGUAGUGCAGAAUUUUGGUAAUGUCAGCAUGUAUAGGAGAAGAAGUAGUACAGAGAUUACUCAUCAGAGUUGUGAUCAGAAACAGCCAGUCCUCAUCACUAGUGCCAUACUGUGGAAAACUUCCUGUGGAGUUACAUUGAAAGUAUUUUUAUGUAUAACUUCUGUACAGGAUAUGCUCGUUUUAUGAUGAUAUGCAAUUUCAUUUAUGGACUUGGGAGACUUAAUAUCCACCAUUUUUUUAAUUAUGUAAGUCAUUUAAUACUCAUAUUUUUUAUGAACUAAGAGUUUUAAAGCAGUGAUGAUGAUUACUUCUUUUUCUUACUGUUUGUCUAUUCUUUCUUUCUUUUUUUUUUGCGUAUCAGGACUGCUGUAUAAAUUUUGUGUCACUCAUCUAAUGUUUUAAUGAUUUUAAAGUGUAGUACUUGUGAUCAGAUGAAUGAAUUUUACAGCAGUGUAACCUGUUUGCUGAAUGUUUGAGCAGUGGCCAUAUUUGCAGUGGAGAAGUUCAUUAGUUGCUAUUUAUGUCAGGGACAGAGACUUCAAAGUCUGUGCCAAUGUUAUAAAACUGAAACAGAUCCUCACAAGCAAUGUCUGGAGCCAAAGGAACGUGGCAACUGAAGUACAUUCUUCUGUAAUGUGGGCUGUGGAUAUGCUGACCAUGUCCCUCCUAUAGUAGUGGCUAAAUUAAGUAAAUAAAUGUUGUAGUAGAGAGUAGAAAAGAGCCAGGAAGUAUGUGCCAUAUGUCCAGUGCCAAGGACAGUCUGAAUGAAAACUAAGUUGGAUUGUGGAUGCUAUACUUGCUAGUCCAACAUAAGUGGUGACAAAGGCUGGAUGCUGGAUAAGACUUCCGAUUAUUGUUCCUAAAAUCAUGACCCUUUCAUUCAGAAUGUGUUAUGUGUUGUCUCUGCAUGUCAAGUAAAAUCUGCACAAUGAUAGAAAAUUAUUAUGAUAUAUUUUUCUUAUCUUUUUUGGUUAAUUAGGCAAAAAUGUAUAAAGAGAAAAUUGUAAAGUUGGACAUUUACUGUCAAAGCCAUUGGGACUAAAGGAAUACAGUGUAUGCUGGAGGAAUGUCAUAUGCCACAGAAUGCUUAAAAAGUUCAUAUAUAAUACAAAAAAUAGGAACUGAAUAUUAAAAAGCCACACUCCUUGAAAGUGAAUAUGAUAAUAGAGACUACAGAUCUGCUCAGAAAGGAAUCUGAACCUUGAGCUUUGGGAAGCAAAUCCUCUUCCACAGGAAAAGGAAGUAAGUUUGAGACAUUGACUACAGUAUACAGAAGAUUCAUCCGCUCACGGGUGGGGUACAAGGGUCGUGCAGUAACCCUAGGAAGACCAGAAAGAAUGCAUGUGAUAGCAAGAAGGUCCUCAUUGUUGUUGAAAUUUGACUUGUUCUUACCUGUACAUUUUGUGUCAACUUAUUCAUGCCUUUGUCACAAUCUUACUUCUACAUCUUCAUUAUUUCAUCUGUGUACCUCAAAAGUAAAGAAGUUUCAUUUUCCAAAGCUCAAGAUUUGAUAAAGGAGAUAUCGGCACUAGUAAGUAGAAGUUCUGUGAAGACUAUUUUUCUGUUGUAACUGAAAUAACUGAGUUGCAUAUUGGGAUGGGACCCUUGUGUUUUUUUAUUCUACAUAAUCAGUGUGAUAUGUUAUUUGGUUUUGGAAACAUGCAGAUUGGUAUGAAAUCAGAUCUCCAACAAUGAAAUCAGAUCUCCAACAUGUUCGUAACAUGUUUUGCAAGUUUUUCAUUUUUUAUUUUUGUAUUUAAUUGUUCCCUCUAUAAUUAGCUUCAUAUUGGGUGAUUAUGGCUCUUUGUUAUUUGUUUAUCGUAGAAUCUCUCUUCCAUAACUCUCUGACAAUAGUUGAAAUUAUAAGCAAAACAUGCAGUAUGUCAGUGAUAUUUUGAUUACUCUUUCAAUAGCUAACACCAUGGCAGCACUGACAUAUGUAGCAAACUUCAACAGGAAGGUUGCUCAAGGUCUCUGAAAAGUCUCUUUUCACUCAGCCUAAAUGAGAGGAAUUGUUUCUCAUGUUACAGUAUCAUUUUCUUUAACUGAUUCCUGUCAUUCUUCUCCUUCAGGUUUCUCAUCACAACUGAAUCUGCACUCGUGCACCAUUUCUGCAGAUACAUUUGUUUGUUUUCCUAAUUUCGUGAUUCCAUCCAAGAGUUUCAAUGUCCUUUUCCUCAUUACAGUUAUCAGCUCAAGAGUCAGUCUCUCUCUCUCUCUCUCUCUCUCUCUCUCUCUCUUUCUGUGUGUGUGUUUGGCAGGUGGGCAUGCGCAUGACCUCUUGAGGACAUGCAGUCCUGUGUAUAAUUGUGUAAUUAUUGUAAUUUAGUUUACUAUGACAUUUCAGGGUUUGUGUAAAACUUGCAAAGCUCUGCUUCAUUAUCAUGGGUGGAGAAAGGAAGUGGCCAACCAGUUCCAUUAGGUCAUAGGUCAUUUAAGUGGCACCUGUGGCACAAUACUUAAGCCAGUGCUUGACUCAUGGGAACAGAUGAUUGCUGAAUUAGAGAAAUAAAAGUGAGGAUGAACAGAAAAUGAGGAAGACUUUUAGUUGUUGCAUUUAGCAAUUUGUAGCUCAAACUCGAUGGUCAUGUACUCUACUUUCCUUAAAUGUAUUCAUAUGGAAGAUACACCAUGUCACUACUGCAUCACAGAAGGCUGGUUGUAUUGUAAUCUACCAGAUACAUUGUUGCUUAGCACUUGGAAUAAUUUUGUCACAAAUCUUUAAUUGAAAGUUUUGUAAAUGAUUGUAUAGUUUUUGAGUUGUACUCCAAUUUUACAAUGACACAUGUACUUACCUGAAAUUUAAACCUCUCACUGUCUUUCUACCAUUCAUUACCAGUAGGAAAGUGAUUAAUGUACAUACAUGUCAGGAGUUCGAAAAUCCUUUGUGUUUUAUGAUGUAGAGUAUGAUUUAAAGGAAGAGGUUGGUCAAUGGAAAAAAAAUCUAAAUUUAUCUUAGUGUGAUUUCAGUGUGUUAGCUGUAAACAAAGCAAGGACUGUGGGCAUAAUCAGAUUGAUUAACGAUCAUUGAAGUGUAAUACCUAUUAGUUUUGGAAUUGAGAUUACUGGUUCUGUAUAUAACAUUUCUACUAAGAUGAGGCUUGUUAAUCCAGGAGCUUCAACACUUCAUAAGUUGUACUUUCUCCCUCUCUUGUUUGGGGGAACAUUGGCAUUUUAAACAGUUCUCCAAUUUCCUGUAUGGAUAUCUUUCAAGGCCUGUUACUUAUUUAGUGGCUCUUGUGCCAUUUUUAGAUUUCCCGGUGAGUAAUUUUUCUUUAUUUGAGUAGGCAUUUAACUUUUUUAAAUGUAAUUUUAUUUUUUCUGUUCAGGUUGUGACUGGUACUUUAAAGGGAAGCAGUGACAGCAAAUCAGAAAUUUGUACAUUUCUGACAUAAAGUGGUUUACUUGAUUUGACAGCAAGCUAGUAGUAAUUUAUUGUAAAGUGUGUUGCUUGCUGUAAUAUUCAUGCAGUGACAUUACAUAUGUCUUUGUGAGUAAAGCCUGAAAUACAGCAUCAACACAUGGGAGUAAAAUAUAUGGUUUAUGUGCUUUUCCUCAUUUAAAACAAAAAUUGUGAAAGCUCUACUGGAAUAUUCAUUGUUUGUAAUUGUGCAGUAAAUGGAUUGCUAUUUGAAAAUAUCUUAAUGGCAGUUCAGACAGUGUUAUUAUCACCAUCAGAAUUUAGAUAUAUCUUCCUAUAAGGAUAGCUGUGCAUAUUGUUUGCUUUUCUGGAUUUCAGACCCAUUACACAAGAGAUACACUUCAAAAUAUGAUAAAUUGUUACUUUCGAGAUAACAUGAAAUACCAUUACUUAACCUUAUGAUUGUUCUGAUUACAGAUUUGUAAGAAUGAAGUAAAUAUUUCUUAAAACAUGUUUUUAUAAAUUAAAUUUCUUUCAAACCCCAAUGUGCAUCUCAGUUUGUGACAUGAAACUUGGAAUCCUGUGACCAUUUUUAGCUCCUGGCAGCUGCAAUGUUUGUGUUGUCAACAUUUCAUACACCAAUUAACAAGAGAACCCAUAUGAAAAUACCUCUGAUAAGAGUAUUAUUUCAACAGAAAAAUGACAUGGGCUGCAUGGCUUGUGUAGCAUGUUAACACAUAUUUUGAGCAAUAGUUCGCAACUUUCACAGAAUUGAUGGAUGUUCAAUUUGUGCAAGAUAGUAGCAUAUUUUAUUUGUAGUUUCUUGUCAGUGAUGUCUGACUACACAAUUCAUCACAAGAGAUGCUCCUUGUUUGUAUGGUGUUGCCUCAGACAGUUUGGCAUGGCUGGUUAUUUGUUUUUCUGUUCCUCAGUUGUGCUUAUAUAUGCUCUAAAUUAUCCAUUCCACAUCAUUAUAGCAUUCCAGAAUACAUACUGGUACAUUACAGGGUUGUUCAAUGUACCUUUUAGAGAGGCUAUGACAGAUCUCCAUAAUUAUAUAGUAUGAGCAAAAAGUGUUCAAAUAUUGAUUCAUAUUAUCUUCAGUUUCAUAGAAAAACAUGGAAGAAACCAGCACAAAAAGUUUGAAAUGAAAGGUAGGGGGAGCUCCAGUAUCACAAUUGGAUGCACUGUUGUAGAAUAGUUAGCAAUUUUGUAAUGGUACAAUUGUACAUGUGAAGUGUGAUCAGAUACUGUCAUUAAAUUAGCAAGAUAUGUCAGUAUUUACUGCUGCAAAUAAUCAUACAGCAUAAUUCAAUAAAAACAUUGCUCCAUGCACAGCCCAUGAAAGGAAUACUGUACAGCACAGUUAGAAAAAAAGAGAUCUGUUGUUUAUUUUAGUGCAUUACUUUCUAAAACCAGACAAACCUCUUCAUAUUCCAUAUGAUAACAUACAAACACUCUAAAAUCUUGUAAAGUUUCAACAAAAAAUAUAAUUUUUGUAAAUGUUUUUGAGAGGUUGUUCUGCGCAGUCCUUAACCUUGAUUACCGCAUAAAUAAAAAUGAAUAAAACAGAAAAUAAAUAUUUAUUUUUGAUGCCAAUUCUUCAUUUUACUAAUCUGUGAAGAUUGUUGAAUAUUACUUGGAGCUCUCUGAAGUUUUAAGAAAGCCGUUAUGAUGAAAUUUUAAAAGUUUUGAAAGCAAAUGAACAAACUGUACAGUAUUCACAUUUCUGGAACAUAUUGUAUCUUUUCAUACAGCAGCCUGAAAUUAUCUGGGGGGGGGGGGGGGGGGCGAAGGUUUCUGUGCUUGAGAAAGAAUUAAACCCACAUUCUCUUGUAAAUAUAACUACUUCUUUUUCUCUCUCUGUCGAGUAGUGUGUACAGAAGCCCACAUGUGACUUAAAAACCUCUUUAAUAUACUAUGCAAAUUAUGCUGAACUUACUUUUUAAUCAUCAAAUAAAUUGGCACAACAUGUUUUGGUAGCAUACUUCUAUCCUUGAUUGUCUACAUGGACUUAAUUCCUUGUACAUUUUUAGUUUAAGAAACAUGUUCUAGCUGCAAUUAUUACAUAAAUGUCAAACACCAAAAACUUAAUAUUUCAGAAAAAUCUAUGCCAUAACCAAUUAUUUGAACAGAAGAAGAGGGUACUCUGCUGCCAAAACACGCCAUGCCGAUUGCUGUGCAAAUAAAAAGUAAUUGAUGUAGAAAGGCUGCUGUUUCAGAGAAUUAUGACAUUGCUUAAUGCUGCAUGAUUAUUUGCCAAUACUGGGAAAGGUAGCCUGUCAUCAAAGAAGUUUGAUCAUUUCAUCCAGUAAUUUGAUACAAAUUUGAUACAAUAUUGAAGAAUCUGGUUAGUGCCCGGCCAUUUCCUGUUUGAAUUUUCAAUUUUCAUUCUUCCUCUGCUAUUUUAAUUCUGUUUUAAAUUAAUAAAUAUAAUCUACCAAGUCAAUUAUAACUUGUGCAGACUUUUUUCUUAAAACAUUGUGAGACUGAAAUAAUUUUCAUGUGUUUGGAAAUAACUUUAAAUUCAUGUAAAUUUUACUGUUAGUGGAGUUCGUGAAACUGUUUACUGAUUAUGGAAAUUAAAGAGUCUUAACUUGGAGAUGUUUGCUAACUGAGAAAGUAUAUUUACUUUUUGUGGAACAAAGAAAUAAAAAUAUCCAGUACUGUUAUACAAUGAAGUGUUGAGAGUAUUACUGACAAACUGAUAUGAGAGACAGCACAUGACAUAUUUGUUGUAGGUACUUUCAUUGCAUCUUUGUAGAAAAAUAUUAGAGCAAAUUAGAGAGAGAACUUUUUCUAUCACUGUAUUGCAGUUGAGUUAACAGCUGCAUGUAGUUCAGAAAUUUGAAUCCACUGGCUGCAUAACAGAAAUAAGUAUAUGAUGGUGUGCAUGCACUGCUGAAUAUUCCUCUUCCCCCCAUCCCCAUAUUUUAAUAUUCCAAACAUUAUUCUUUCUCUUAUAAAGGUAUUAAAACAAACUUUAUCCUUUUUUAAUUUUAUUUAUUCAGAAGGUGAUUUUCACUAUCACUAGCUCAGAUAAUAAACAGCUAUUCUGAAGUUUGUAUUAGUUCAGCUUCUGACAAUGUCUCUCUGACAUUCAUUUGGUGACUACAAAAUUAAGUCAUCCAUUGCAGUUUGAUGUGCACUCACGAGUCAUACAUUUGUGAAAAUAUAUUCCGAGGAGUAGUGUAAGAUCAUUACAUGACUAAGUGUCAGCACAAGGUGAAUUUGUGCAUUUAUAUGUAGGUUAUUUUCCAGUUUUAUUUUUAUGUGUGUAAUUUUUGUAAUGUAAGCUAGAAGAAGUUUACUUGUUGUUUACAGACUUUUGUUGGUACCAGGGGCAAUGAGUUUGACACUGCCGAUUGUUUAAUGUAUGUUUCAAAAAUACCGUGUAUUGUAUUCCAGAUGAAAUCUGCGGUGUAUCCUGAAAGGAUUUUACUGCAGUGAAAUCUCAGUGAUUGGUUGAUUUAUCUGUAAUUUCUUUCACUACAUUGGAAUGUGGAAUUCAGAAAAUUGAUUACAAAGAUAAACCAUAUCCAUUUUAUUUGCAUUUAGAGACUUGUGAACAUUUUCAGAUAGAAGAAAUGUGUGGGUGGAUUUUUUAAUGCAGAUAUGUUACAGUGCUUAUCUGCUUAUGUUCCAUCAUCUUAUGUAAAAAAAAAGUUUGAACUGUAUAGUUUAAAGUAUUUUAUUUUCUCUCUGACAAAAAUUUUUGCUGUACCUCAGUUUUGGUCAUACUGAAUGAAACAUCACAGGGCCAAAAUAAUUCUCAUAAUCAGCACACACUGUAUAAAUGCAACUUUACUGCAGAAACUAAGGGACUGCCAAAAUAAUUAAGUAAAUUAUUCAUUUUGCACAUGUGUGUGUGUUUUUUUUUCUAAUCUGCAUAAAAUAGCACCCAGUCCAGUACUGUCAUAAGAACACCAAUGCAGUUUAGUAAUCCAGAUUUUUGUUUAAAAAAGCUACAUUUUUGCAUCACUAUUCUAUGUAAUAGAAUGCCAAAUUUAUGUUACUAUAUUUUUAAGUGCAUUCAAAAUGUGCUGCUGUAUAUUUGCUGUUGUUAUUUAGGGCAUAUUUAUGUAACAUAGUUGUAACUGCUGUAAUUGGUGCAUUUUAUAACACUAUUGGUAUUCUAGGAAAGUUACAAUAUUGUAAUUAUUCCAUCUAGACUACAAAUUUUUAAAUAUUUUAUAUGACAAUAUUUUAAGCCAGUCCCUGAAUGUGAUAGCUUUAUGAGAUUUCACUGUAUUGUAAACAUUAAGUACUUCACUCCAGCAAAUGGAAAUGGUAUGUAAUAUUAUUCCAUGACAAUUUAUAAGGUAUUUAUUUUGUUAUUGUUACAGUGUAACCGUCUUUUAUAUAUUCCUCCAGAAAAAUGUAAUCUCAGAAGUAAAAUUAUAUUGUUAAAUUACAUUUUUCAGUGUAUCAUUAAUGUAAAGAGCAUAUAAUUUUUGUAACUUAAAUUUUAUCAAAAUAUUUUAUUUAGAUAAUUGCUGGUACAAAAUAUGAUGGAGUUCAAGUUAAAUAUAUUAAUGGAUUUUGUGACAUAGCGAUGAACAGUAAGUGAGGUCAUGUAUCUAAGACCAUGUUGACAUAAAAUUAUGUUUCGCUUAACUACUAAACAAAUUUGGUAAAUUUACUAACAGAUGGGAGUUCAUGCAUGAAGCUCAACCAGAUAUUUUCAGUGUAUACAAAGUUUUGUAGUCAACAAAAAAGAUUGGUAAAAUAUACAAAAUACAUUAAUGUAGAUAAAGGAAAAAGGCAUUUAAUUUAUACUUAAAGAGGAAGUGGAUGUUAAUACAUUCAUACUGUGUUUAAAAAGUUUGCGGAUGUGAAAAUAAAAGUACCUGUUUUAAUACCUUUACUCAUAAAUUGUUUUCAAAGGCAAUAUAUACUGAUAAUUCUUAGCACAUGAAAUCAGCACACUUUACUUCAACCAAGAAAAUCUGAACAAUUUAGGUAUUUUAUAUUUGUCCAAAUGGAUCUCAAAGGUGCUGAAAACUGAUUUCGAACUCACUCAUUUUGUGUGUGAAUGAAUCUCUUAAAGCCUUUCAUAAUGUAAAAGUUCAGUAAAACUUCUUUUCUCAAAAAGAAUUCUUGGACUAAGUCAUUGCAAAGCAUACAUGAAAAACUGAUUAAUUUAUGUAGUUUAGAUUUUUUGAUGAAUUAGUACGAUAUUGCAAUGAUUACUUCAACUAUGCCAAAACUCUUCAGGAUAAUAUUAUCUCCAAAGUAUCACUAAGUAUUUAUUUCAAAAACAUCUCAGAAACUGUGUGGUGGUUUGAUCAUAUAUUAGUUCAAAAUUUAUUUUGUUGAUUUCUAAAACAAGUCCACUGAAAUCACCUUGAGCUUCCCAUUGCAAAGGAUAAAUCAUUUGCAGCAAACUUAGCUAUCAGUUUCAUUUCUGUAACUUAGACAGUUUCUGAAAUCUGUCACAUAGAAUAUACACCACUCUACUUAAAGUUUUAGUAUUCUUCCACUCUACUCUUUUUAAAGGAUUCAGUUUAGUGAGGUUUGGAGACAAAUCCAACACUUGGUUCACCACAUGGUAUUUUACCAGAUAUCCAGUCUGUUUGUGCUGGUACAGUCACAUGUACCUACUGCAGUAAUACUGGCCAUAUAUUCAUAAAAAGUGAUACAAUUGUUUUCACAUUUAAGUUUAUUGAAAGCAUCGGCAUAUUUUAAUAUACUGAUUUAGUUCUUUCUGGAACUCAAAAAGGGAAGUGUGUGCUAAAAUGUAGACAUGUCAUCAUUAUUUAUGUAAUUCUGUAGUAUUCAGGACAGUUCAGUGUAGUCUCAAGCAGCCACAUUGCAAACUUGAAGGAUGUUUAAGACCGACAUAUGUCACGUACAUUACAUUUGUUACAUAUUUGCAAAGUAUAAUAUUUCAGUUGCUUAGAUGACCUUUUUAUUUCAGCUGGUCCCUCAUAACAAACUUUUACUAAAAAAUAACAGCAUAUGUGUCCAAAAAAUGUAUGCACAAGAUCUCCAUGUAGCACAGGACUGCGUAGGAAAUGAUUCUACAUUGGAAUAACAAUUUUAUUGGUGUGUGCUUAUAUGUGUACAUUCCACAGAACUCAUUCAUGUGAAAAGGAUUAUUUUGAAAACAUAAUAUGUAAAUCUAUUUGAAAUAAAAUUGAGAAAAGUUUAA
Schistocerca gregaria is the source of this 12790-nucleotide messenger RNA. It is a transcript of the gene da, whose product is annotated as transcription factor 12. The coding region runs from base 303 to 2141 and encodes 612 amino acids. The record is from RefSeq and is a predicted model, not a curated record. Gene Ontology annotation, cellular component: transcription regulator complex. Gene Ontology annotation, molecular function: protein dimerization activity; RNA polymerase II cis-regulatory region sequence-specific DNA binding; DNA-binding transcription factor activity, RNA polymerase II-specific. Gene Ontology annotation, biological process: regulation of transcription by RNA polymerase II. The transcript is spliced from 13 exons. Lineage: Eukaryota; Metazoa; Arthropoda; Insecta; Orthoptera; Acrididae.